AUGGUUAACAUCAGACAAGCCAAGAAGAAGAGAUCUUCUUUGCCCAAGGCAAAGGCCAAGAGAGCCGGUCUCCUCAAGAGCGGCAAGAAGAAGAUCAAUGUUCUGGGAAAUGCUAUCAUUGCGGAAAACUGGGACCGCAAGCAAACUCUCACCCAAAACUACCGCCGCUUGGGUCUCGUCCACCGCCUCAAUGCUCCAUCCGGUGGUUCUCAGAAGCGCGCAACCGCGGACGGUAUCCAAGGAGAGCCCGAAGAUUCCUUGUACAUCAAGAGCAGCACCGAGGCGCUCGCCAAGCAAACUGCCACAAGCGAAAUCAAGGUUGAGCGUGAUCCCGAGACCGGCAAGAUUCUGCGUGUGAUUCGCGGUGCGGCCGACGAAGAGGUUGAAAUCGCCGGACGCAAGGUCAAGCGCAACAACCCGCUGAACGAUCCCUUGAACGAGCUGUCGAGUAACGAGAUUGUCACACAACCCCGCCAAAACGCCUCCGGAAAUGGUAUUGUUGAGCAACUCGAGCGCCAGGCUGCGCAGGAGGGAGUGGCCGUCCGGGCGAAGAAGCCGCGCCAUCAGAGCACCAGAGAGCAAGAGUGGGUGACGAGAUUGAUCGAGAAGCACGGAGACAACUACUCGGCCAUGGCUCGCGACCGGAAAUUGAACCCGAUGCAGCAGACGGAGGGAGACUUGAAGCGGAGGAUCCGCAAGUUGCAGCAGAGCCGGUCAUGA
Molecule: messenger RNA, 720 nt
Organism: Aspergillus tubingensis
Lineage: Eukaryota; Fungi; Ascomycota; Eurotiomycetes; Eurotiales; Aspergillaceae
Product: nucleolar protein 16
Exons: 2
Coding region: 1-720 (239 amino acids)
Biological process (GO): ribosomal large subunit biogenesis
Cellular component (GO): nucleolus
Source: RefSeq, a predicted model, not a curated record